UAUUGGAUUACGUGUUGGAACGAUUCUUAUAGCCCUUCUGGUAUUUGGCACCAGCAUCCUUGGUGCCUAUACGGCCUUCGCAUUCGUGGAUACGACCACUCCAUUUUCCACAAGUCUUGGUUACAUCAAUGGUAUUUGGCAUGUCGUCAAAGGAAUAAUUUGCAUUGGUGGUCUAUACGGCGCGUACACGGAGGACAAAAGAUUGGUUCAUCUUUUUGCAGUGAUAAUUAGCGUGACAGCAAUGAUUCACCUGGUCUUUGGAAUUGGGCUCGUGGUUGUAGGAUUCAAGAAUCAAGAUAGACUCGUGGAUCUUUGCCUUCACAAAAUUAAUGUUACUUCCACAAGUGGUUUGUCUUGGCAACCGAAUCACGUUUGGUUGACCCCUUUCAACAAGCGAGCAAACUCAACCACGACACCUACGACGACCGCCACACCUACCGAAACUUCUACCGCAACCUCCACGGAUUCCACCACAACGGAUAACACGGCUUCAUGUCAAACUGCUGUCAAGUG
This is a messenger RNA of Acaulospora colombiana, 513 nucleotides long. Lineage: Eukaryota; Fungi; Glomeromycota; Glomeromycetes; Diversisporales; Acaulosporaceae. The record is from the annotation of a GenBank genome assembly.